Molecule: messenger RNA, 3759 nt
Organism: Larimichthys crocea (large yellow croaker)
Lineage: Eukaryota; Metazoa; Chordata; Actinopteri; Sciaenidae
Product: phosphatidylinositol transfer protein beta isoform
Exons: 12
Coding region: 111-926 (271 amino acids)
Biological process (GO): phospholipid transport
Cellular component (GO): cytoplasm
Molecular function (GO): phosphatidylinositol transfer activity; phosphatidylinositol binding; phosphatidylcholine intramembrane carrier activity
Source: RefSeq, a predicted model, not a curated record
CAAAUCACAGCUCUCGGUGGGCGGGACCGCGUCAGUGACGUCGGCGGCAAUCAGCGGUUGCUGGCUGGGGCAGUUAGAGCAGCAGCAGCCGCCGAGAGGAGCGAGCUACCAUGGUCCUCAUCAAGGAGUACCGUGUGGUUUUACCCUGUAGUGUUGAGGAGUAUCAAGUGGGUCAGCUGUUCUCCGUGGCUGAAGCAAGUAAAAAUGAGACGGGUGGCGGCGAGGGCAUCGAGGUCCUCAAGAACGAGCCCUACGAAAAAGACGGAGAAAAAGGACAGUACACGCACAAAAUCUACCACCUAGCAAGUAAAGUCCCGCUGUUUGUCAAGGUGUUCGCCCCUGAAGGCUCCCUUGUAUUUCAUGAAAAAGCCUGGAAUGCCUACCCCUACUGCAGAACCAUUGUGACGAACGAUUAUAUGAAAGACAGUUUCUUCAUUAAGAUCGAGACGUGGCACAAACCAGACCUUGGAACACAAGAAAAUGUGCACCAGCUAGACAGCUACACGUGGAAGAGUGUAUCUGUUGUGCCCAUUGACAUUGCAGACAGGAGUCAAGCGUCCGCUUCUGACUACAAGCCCGACGAGGACCCGGCCAUCUUCAAGUCAGAAAAGACCGGCAGAGGACCCCUCGGGCCCAACUGGAAGAAAGAGCUGGUGAAUAAGACUGACUGCCCGAAGAUGUGCGCCUACAAACUGGUCACAGUCAAGUUCAAGUGGUGGGGCCUGCAGACCAAAGUGGAGAACUUCAUCCAUGAACAAGAGAAAAGGAUCUUCACGAACUUCCACCGCCAGCUCUUCUGUUGGAUCGAUAAGUGGGUGGACCUGACUAUGGAUGACAUCCGGCGGAUGGAGGCGGAGACAAAGAAGGAGCUCGAAGAGAUGCUUAAGAAGGGCUCUGUGCAAGGUACAAAGGCUGCAGACGAGUAGCCAGGACAGAUCUCCGCAGACGUGGCGAAGUACGAGGAACCAGCGCUGCAGACGAAUGAGAACGGCAAAGGAUUUUAAACACCCACGAUGACAGCAGCCAUGGAGACUAAGAGGGGCUGCUAAGAGGGCCUUCUUUGGUGCCAUUUCUUUUUUUUUUCUUUUUCUCUUUUACCUGAAACCAUUCCGGCUGUGGAGGAGGAGAAGGAGGAGGGAGCCUCUGCUACCUGCAAAUCAAUAGAGCAGAUCCCUUGACUUGCACCCAAUCAUAGACAUUCUAUACACUAAGGAAUUGAUUUUUAGAAACCGACACGAUCCUAGCUGAUAAGACUAAUUUUGAUCUCCCGGGCCGAGGAAGGCCAAGCUAUAUCAGCAUCAUGUUAUCGACGAGCCUUCUGGAGAGAUACGAAGAGGAGCUACUUGCAGCCGAGAUAAUUUAGUACAGAAAGCAAAUUCAUUGGCUUGAUUCCACAGCUGCAAGUAUCAGACCAAAUAUUAUUUUGAUUAUCCUUUUUUUUGCGUUAUCUCCGAAACAUUCCUCUCAAGACGAUGCCCCGGCUGACCUCUCUUUGUCUCCUCCUUGGUUUUAACUGUACACACUGUGGCUCUGUGGUUUGCAUUCCCCAGCAUGAGUCUGUUUGUCAUACUCAUGUUCCUUCCUGCCACAGCCUCCAUUAAGAGAUUACUAACAGCCUUGGCGCCUUGGCCCAUUGUAAUCCUUACCCCCCCCUCCCCUCCCUCCCUCACCUUACCCAAAGCACUGCAUCUUAUUAACACUGACAAUCAUGUCCGUACAGGUAUUCACUCUCACUCUCGUACCAUUUAAUAGAAACUCCCACCCACACACACACGUAUAUAUGCAUGUGCCACAUAUACAUCACGCACAUGAGGACAAACAUGUGAAAUCAUCCACUCGCAGGUGUGGAUGCCUUUGCGGUGACUGAUCUCUUAAAAGCUCAAGCUGGGCAGAUCCAUGCAAGCUCGUUCAGCUAAAGGAUGUUACUUUGAAAGUGUUUACAGCUCUCACUGACACACACACACACACACCCUAUUCUGAAGACAGUCACACAUAACAUAUAACACAGCAUUCACCUCCUUAACAGAUGUCCCCAGAGAAAGAAGGGGAGGAAAAAAAAAACACACACUGCACUGAAAAACAGCUACAGAUGGUGCUACACCCCUCCAGCCUCUGUCACAAGCCAAACUGCACCGCACCACACCACACCGCUCCACCUCCCCUCACCCAGCCCACCCCAGAGGCCCGUCUCACUCAUCUGGUUCUCCCGGGGUGGACUGUUUUCUUUCUGCGUCAUUCUAGGUGUGUUUACAGAUUCAUAACAGCCUCACCAGUCAGUGCCCAGUCGACACCAGCACCACACACUGCUUGCCUUAAUUUUUUUUUUUACCUGUUGUACCUCUGCUGCCAGCUUAUCGCUCUAGCUACCUCCCUCGUUGUUUCUGACUGGCAAACUUUUUUUUUCCUGACACCAAAUGGUUAGCAUUAGAUAUUAGCUGCUACUUGUUAGGAGUAAACCACGGCGGACAGAGAGAAAACAAGUUGUUUGUGUUUGUGACUUUUGUCUUUUUCCUCGCAUGUGAUUCCCUUCAUGUUUUCCUGACACGUGUCACAGCGCCUGAGCAAGUGCAAUCCCUUCAGCAAAGCAAAAAUGUGUACGUCGCAGCCAGAACAGCCCGUACAGUGUUGUGUUGUUGUUGUUCCCGCAAAAUAAAGGCUGCAGUUUAUUUUUACAUCUUUGCCUCAGAUCAGCCGUUUUGAUGGAUAUGCCAUAUUAAUGACUUUUCAACUCCAUAGUUGCACUUUCUCGCCUUAGGCUUCACAAUCAUGUGGCACUGGCCUACAGUGUUACUCUCUAGUGUUACAAACUUAUAUAUAGUACAAGUGGUUUUCCUCAUUUGAUCCUUACAUGUGGGUUUUUUGUGUUGUUUCAAUGUCUUAAAUUGUGCAACAGGAAUUUGGGGGUUUUUUUUGUUUUCAGAGCUCUAUUUUCCUUUUCAAGACAUUUGUAAUGAAAUACUCUGUUCAAAGAUCCUGAUGUUUUUAUUUUCUGUUAACUGUAUGAGGGAAUGCGAUCGCUUCCUCAGUAAUGGGUCAUUGGUCUGUCCAAAGAGCGUGCAUGGAUUUCUGAUGUGUUUACGUGACUUCAGCGGUGGUGAUAUAGGAAAAUUGGGAGGCAACAUUUUUAUUAUUUUUUUCAUAACAGAAUCUUCUCAGGUAAACAAAAUGACACGAGGAUAUUUUUGAUAUUGUUACUCAUCAGUUGCCCCAAAACAGCAGGCUGCCUUUUACUGUACUUUAUCCUUUUCUGUGGGGGGAAAAAAAUCCAGUUUGUACAUGAUUGGAAGUGUUUGUAACGCUCUGUUCUGUCGUCACGUGAGACGAACAGUCGACUUUAAUACUGUACUGGGAUUGUGUUCGUACAUCUCCGAGAGAGAAACGAGUGAAACAAUCGGUGUAAUCAAUGUUUCCAAGUCUAUCUUAAUGAUUCCUGCUGUCUGUUGAAUAGAGGACCCGGUGGCUGAAGAGAACAACUUGAAUCAAUGGGUCACCAUCUGUUAAGACGAUGAUACGGGGGAGAGGAAGUAUUCACAAAGCAACUGUACAGUCUUAACCUAAUUUAUGAAAUCUACAACUGUUUAAUUUCUGAACCGGCUGCUUUUUUAAAUGUCUGAUCAGCUUAUGAAAUUCAGGGGACAUGGUAGUGAAUGUAUAACAUCUUGUGCCUUUUCUUUCUGUAGAUCUUUUUUUUUUUUCUUUGUGCCAUUAAAGUCUACAUAUUGUAUCGAAAUAUCAAAUAAAUUUUUGUCUGGAAAUAUU